Molecule: messenger RNA, 3126 nt
Organism: Spinacia oleracea (spinach)
Lineage: Eukaryota; Viridiplantae; Streptophyta; Magnoliopsida; Caryophyllales; Amaranthaceae
Product: probable glucan endo-1,3-beta-glucosidase A6
Exons: 4
Coding region: 1547-2935 (462 amino acids)
Biological process (GO): carbohydrate metabolic process
Molecular function (GO): hydrolase activity, hydrolyzing O-glycosyl compounds
Source: RefSeq, a predicted model, not a curated record
CUGUAUCAGUUAUUUUCCCUCACUCCAUUUUAUAACAAAAGAGUAAGGAAGUUUGAACUCAGAAAGAUUAAGAAAUCCGCAAUUCGCAAAAUUCACGCUCUUAUAUAGGAAAUCAACCCAUCACCCAAUUGAAUACAGCAUUGUCAAUCUUGGAAUGGAACUCAGAUAGUCCCCAUCUUAAUUGUUUAGGGUCUCAUUUCAAAAGGAUUGUAGAUUGUUUGACUUCAUGUGCAAUGGCAACCGAGAUGUUUUAUGACAAGUUAGCUACCAAGAAGCUAGCUACUACGAACUUCACUGCCGCGAUAUUUUAUGCUUUAUAAGCCAAAAGGAGAUUCAGAGGGGAAGCUGAUUCCAGAUAUAGUGGUCUGUUAAGCCUUUGUGUGGCCUGUUGUAUCAAAGCAAAGGCAGAAUAUUGCAGGUUCCUUCCCUCCUCUUCUUUUGUGCUUAUGCUAUAAAGGUAAAAGGUUUUGCUAUCAAAUGCUUGUACGUAGUGUCAUUACAAAUUACUUGCAUACCAGAAACCAUUGUUUUUUUUUUGUUUGGUACGGAGUAAGAAUUAUUGUCAUCGUACGUAUUUGAAAUAAUUUUCUGACAUUGUUAUAUAAUUCGUAUACGAUCUCAUGAGUAAUGGCUCUCUGUAGGAUAAUUAAAUACUAGUCUGUGCCCGGGAUUUCUAUAAAAUUAGUAAAUAGAGUAUUAAUUUUAGUUUCCUUCUUUAUUCAUAUUAUAAUUUAAACUGGCCAACUUUUUAAUACUUUUAGUGUUUUUUUCCCUCUUGUUGAUAUUUUAAUUUCAUGCUUUGGUAGUGUCCUAUUUGGUUAAGCUUAAUUUAAGGGAAUUAAGGGUGAUGACGUGGAGUAGUUGUGGCUUGAGAAUUGGGGUUUUGGAGCAUUUACAUUAACCACUAUUCUGCUUUAAUAAUAUAGAUUCACCACUAGUAGUCUAGUAGUCUAGUAUAGGCAGAGUUUUCCUUGAAUCUGUGUUACUCAUUCUUCUCUCCUCCUUUUCCAUUGCCGGUUGUACCUUGCAAGUCUGUUUCUGAAUUUGGGUCACUUACUUUACAACCGAUUGUACUUUGUAAGACCGUUUUGAUAGCCUAAUAACAUAGGAAGUAAGUAGUUCAUAAUAUCGUCAUUUUAAUUGUUAUUUUUAAACUAAAAACUGGUAAAUCAAUUUUAAAGGGAUUUCGAGUUUUCGACUGACCGGGCCUGAUACGUAAAGAUACGAGAUCUAUUUUAACUUUAGAAGCUCCUUAGAUUUCCUGAAUAUAGUUGGGAUAUGGGAAUAUAUUUGACACCAACAUCUUCAAUCCCUUUUAUGUGUUUUGUUACUUUAUUUCUCACGCCUAAAGUUCUGGCUAGUUAACAAAGAUCAAACAAUAUGUAGUAGUUGAACAAGUUUCAACAUAACUUCCCUCUAUAUAAACCUAACAUGCAUUUCAGAUAAUAUGAGUCUUAAUUAAGAUGUAUUGAUUGAGUCCUUUUAGCUACUUAAUCAUCAUCCCUAUUAUCAAUCAACGCGCUUUUCGGGGAUUCAAGUUGCAAGCAUGACUAAUCUGGCUGCUCUUUUGAUCUUCUUAACCAUCAUUUCCGUUUCAAGUGCACAAGCAAUAGACCGCAUUGGUAUAAACUAUGGGAAGUUAGGUAACAACUUACCUUCACCAUAUCACUCCAUAGAGCUCAUAAAAUCCAUGAAAGCAACCAUGGUCAAGCUCUAUGACGCGGACCCUGAGGCCUUAAAACUGUUAGCCGGAACUGAUCUCCGUGUAUCUAUCAUGGUUCGUAAUGAAGACAUUGUUGAACUCGCAACCAAUGAGACCUUGGCUAGCCAAUGGGUUCAAGACAACGUGUUCGCGUACUACCCUUCAACAAUGAUCCGGUCCAUCAUGGUUGGUAAUGAAGUUUAUAGCAACCACAAUGCUGAACAAUGGGAUAACCUAGUCUUAGCCAUGCAACACAUUAAAAACACUUUACAUACACAUGAUAUACAUGAUAUUAAGGUUGGUACACCUUUAGCUAUGGACAUUUUAGGGUCAACUUUCCCACCAUCUAAUGGUACAUUUCGUGUCGAUACCUUAACAACUAUAGUACCCCUCUUACAAUUCCUUAAUAAGACUGGUUCCUACUUUUUUCUCGACGUUUAUCCUUAUUUUCCAUGGUCGUCUAAUAUAAACACUAUCGAUUUAAAUUUUACCUUGUUUAGAGGAAAUAUUACCUAUGUUGAUCCCGGUAGUAACUUGACCUAUACAAAUCUCCUAGACCAAAUGUUAGACUCGGUUUACUUUUCUAUGUCGAAACUAGGGUUUUCGAAUAUACCGAUAUUUAUAGCCGAGACCGGGUGGCCUAACCAAGGUGACCUUGACCAACCUGGUGCAAAUGAUUAUAAUGCAGCUAUAUAUAAUAGGAACCUUAUAAAAAAAAUUGUAGCGGACCCACCCUUUGGCACCCCAGCUCGACCCGGUACUAUAAUACCCACAUUUUUGUUCUCUUUGUAUAAUGAGAAUCUCAAGUACGGGCCGAGAACGGAGCGGUAUUGGGGACUUUUGAAGCCCGAUGGUACACCCGUUUACCCGAUUGAUUUGACGGGUAACCAAACUGUUUUUGGGCCUUUGCAAGAGCCCACAAACAACCUGGGUUACAAAGGUAGAUUAUGGUGUGUGGUGGAUAAGAUGGGCCAGACGGGUAACGCAAGUGAACUUGGGCUUGCUUUGAGGAAUACUUGUAGCCGUUUGAAUGGAACCUGUGAGUCAGCUCUUGGGCCUGGAAAGCACUGUUAUGAGCCCGUUUCUGUUGUUUGGCAUGCAAGCUUUGCCUUUAGUGCUUAUUGGGCUCAAUUCAGAAAUUGUGGCGAACCAUGUUAUUUUGGAGGGCUCGCAUCUCUCACCACUCGUAACCCAAGUCAUGGUAGUUGUCAUUUCCCAAGUGUUUCUCUUUGAAGAUCAACGGCACAUGAAGAUUAGGACAUAAUUCUUUGUUUAUUCAAUUGGAUAAUUGAAUUUCUUACUACUUUAGGCAUAUGUAGUUUUCAUGUUUAGGAAUUUAAUUACUAUCAUUGAUCUAAGGUCAAGAUGGGAAAUGUAACACUUGAGUUUGAAUUGAAUAACAAUUUUCUACCUUAUUUACACUA